GCACCACCACACGCUGGCUCACUGUACCAUCGCAAACUUCCCACCAAUGGAAAUGGCCUCUCACACCGUCCUCUCCCUUCUCCUCCUCCUCCCUUUCCUCUUCGCCGCGGCAGCCGACGUCGCCCCUGGUCCAUCCCCACCCGGGGAGCUCAACCUGACCGGCAUCCUUGAAAAUGGCGGGCAGUACUCGACGCUGCUCCGCCUCCUGCAGACCACCCGGAUCGCCCAGCAGCUCACCGAGCAGCUCAAGAACUCGUACGACGGCCUGACCUUCUUCGCGCCCAACGAUGACGCCUUCACCAAGCUCAAGACGGGCACGCUCAACGGCCUCUCCGACCAGCAGAAGAUCCAGCUGCUGCUUUACCACGUCCUGCCCCGGUACUACAGCGUCACCACCUUCCAGACGGCCAGCAACCCGCUGCCCACCGAGGGGUCGGGCCCCGGCGGCAUGUACACCGUCAACGUGACCACCACCACCAGCAGCCACCUGGUGAACAUGUCCACGGGCGUCGUCGACGUGCCCAUCAGCAGCACGCUCGUGGCCAGGUUCCCGCUCGCCGUCUACUCCAUCGACGCCGUGCUCCUGCCGGAGCAGCUGUUCGGCGCGUCGCGCAAGGCGGUUGCGCCGGCGCCCGCGGGGCAGGCUGCUGGAGCGGCGGCUGGGAAGGCGGCAGCGCGGAAGAAGGGUGGUGUCCCGAAGAGCGACGUGGCAGCGGAGCCGUCGGCAGCGGGGAAGGAGACAGAAGACAGCACGAAAGCGGCGGCGGCUUGUAGAGGGAUGAGUGCGGGGUGGACGACGAUUGCUGCUUUUGCUCUCAUGGCCGUUGUCAAUCUGGUCGGCGCUUGAGAAGUGUGUUUGCUUGUGUCUCUUUGUAAUUUACGUCUUAUUUCGCCAUCUUCCAGUUACUAAUAAGUUUACUUAUGUCAUGGUUUUGUACGUAAUAUUGUGAUAAAUGAUGAUAUGAUUCACUUGUACUUAUAAGCAGCU
Messenger RNA from Setaria italica (foxtail millet), 988 nucleotides. Its product is annotated as fasciclin-like arabinogalactan protein 6. Bases 47 to 847 code for a protein of 266 amino acids. The transcript has a single exon. NCBI's taxonomy places the organism in Eukaryota, Viridiplantae, Streptophyta, Magnoliopsida, Poales, Poaceae. The record is from RefSeq and is a predicted model, not a curated record.